Penicillium verhagenii is the source of this 5007-nucleotide messenger RNA. RefSeq lists its product as uncharacterized. The coding region runs from base 1 to 5007 and encodes 1668 amino acids. The transcript is spliced from 6 exons. Gene Ontology annotation, molecular function: clathrin light chain binding; structural molecule activity. NCBI's taxonomy places the organism in Eukaryota, Fungi, Ascomycota, Eurotiomycetes, Eurotiales, Aspergillaceae. Gene Ontology annotation, cellular component: clathrin coat of coated pit; actin cortical patch; clathrin complex. Gene Ontology annotation, biological process: receptor-mediated endocytosis; Golgi to endosome transport; intracellular protein transport. The record is from RefSeq and is a predicted model, not a curated record.
AUGGCGCUCCCCAUCAAGUUCACAGAAGUGGUCAAUUUGACCAAUGUCGGCAUUGCGCCGGCGUCAAUUGGCUUCACAUCAUGCACCCUAGAAUCCGAUCACUAUAUCUGUGUUCGACAGAAACUCGAAGAAGAUGAUAAGCCUCAAGUGAUCAUCGUUGACUUGAAAAACAACAAUGAAGUCAUGCGCCGGCCGAUCAACGCCGACAGUGCAAUCAUGCACUGGAACAAGAACAUCAUCGCCCUCAAGGCCCAAGGCCGCACAAUCCAGAUCUUCGACCUCGGGGCGAAGUCGAAACUCAAGUCUGCGGUCAUGAAUGAAGAUAUUGUUUACUGGAAGUGGUUCAGCGAAAAGUCCCUGGGUCUGGUUACCGACACUGCCGUGUACCACUGGGAUGUCUACGAUGCUACCCAGCAAAACCCAGUGAAGGUGUUCGACCGACUUCCCAACCUAGCGGGCUGCCAAAUUAUCAACUACCGUGUCAAUUCCGAGGAGAAAUGGAUGGUCGUUGUUGGUAUUAGUCAACAGCAGGGCCGUGUUGUGGGAUCCAUGCAGCUCUUUUCGAAGGAAAGGGGUAUUUCGCAAUUCAUUGAAGGUCAUGCUGCUGCUUUUGCGUCUAUUAACGUCGAGGGUUCCCCCCUACCCCACCACCUCUUCUCCUUCGCUGUUCGGACCGCGACCGGCGCGAAGCUGCAGAUUGCCGAAAUCGAUCACCAAAGUCCCAACCCAGCAUUCCAGAAGAAGGCCGUGGAGGUCUUCUUCCCCACAGAGGCCGUCAAUGACUUCCCCGUGGCUAUGCAAGUGUCCACAAAAUACGAUAUCGUUUACUUGGUAACCAAGUACGGCUUCAUCCAUCUCUACGAUCUCGAGACAGGUGUAUGUAUCUUCAUGAACCGCAUUUCAAGCGAAACUAUCUUCACAACCGCUGCCGAUUCGGAGGGUGCUGGAAUUGUCGGUGUCAACCGCAAGGGUCAAGUUCUGUCCGUUAGCGUUGACGAGAACACAAUCAUCGAUUACUUGACUAGCAACCCUGCAAAUGCUGGCCUCGCUGUCAAGCUUGCCUCGCGAGCUGGUCUCCCCGGAGUUGACCACCUUUUCCAAACCCAAUUUGAUAACUUCAUUGCUGCAGGUGACUAUGGCGAGGCUGCCAAGGUUGCUGCCAACUCCCCUCGCGGAUUCCUUCGCACACCCGAAACUAUUACCCGUUUCAAGAACGCACCGCAGACUGGUCAAAUGUCAGUCAUCUUGCAGUACUUCGGUAUGUUGCUUGACAAGGGUGCCUUGAACCGUUACGAGAGUGUGGAGCUUGUUCGACCUGUGCUGCAACAGAACCGGAAGCACUUGCUUGAGAAGUGGAUGCGCGAGAACAAGCUGGAGUCUUCAGAGGAGCUCGGAGAUAUUGUUCGUCCGUAUGACAUGGCUUUGGCCUUGAACGUUUACCUCCAGGCCAACAUUCCUCACAAGGUUGUUGCUGGAUUCGCCGAGACAGGUCAAUUCGACAAGAUUCUCACUUACUCCAAGCAAGUGGGUUAUCAACCCGACUACACUCAGCUCCUGCAGCACAUCGUGCGGGUCAACCCUGAGAAGGGCGCGGAGUUUGCUACCCAGCUCGCUAGCGAGGAGAGUGGUGCUCUCGUGGAUCUUGACCGCGUUGUGGAUGUCUUCCUCUCGCAGAAUAUGAUUCAGCAGGCAACCUCCUUCCUCCUUGAUGCCUUGAAGGACAACAAGCCCGAGCAAGGCAAUCUCCAGACCCGACUUCUGGAGAUGAACCUUGUUCACGCAUCCCAGGUUGCAGAUGCCAUUCUUGGUAACGAGAUUUUUACUCAUUACGACCAUGCCCGUGUUGCCCAGCUUUGUGAGAAUGCCGGUCUCAUCCAGCGCGCUCUAGAGAACUCUGAUGACCCUGCGGUUAUCAAGCGCAACAUUGUCCGCACUGACAAGCUGAGCCCUGAGUGGAUGAUGAAUUACUUCGGUCGUCUGUCUGUUGAGCAGACUCUCGAAUGCCUAGACACCAUGCUCCAGUCCAACAUCCGCCAGAAUCUGCAGGCUGUCAUUCAAAUUGCCACCAAGUUCUCCGACCUUCUGGGUGCCAACCGCCUCAUCGACCUUCUCGAGAAGUACCAUACCUUCGAGGGUCUCUACUACUACCUUGGAAGCAUCGUCAACCUUAGCGAGGACCCCGAAGUGCACUUCAAGUACAUCCAGGCUGCCACUAAUAUGAACCAACUUACCGAGGUCGAGCGGAUCUGCCGAGAGAGCCAGUACUACAACGCGGAGAAGGUGAAGAACUUCUUGAAGGAGUCUAACUUAACCGAGCAGCUCCCUCUCAUCAUCGUUUGUGAUCGCUUCAACUUCAUCCACGACUUGGUUCUGUACCUUUACCAGAAGCAGCAGUUCAAGUCCAUUGAGGUGUACGUACAGCGCGUCAACCCAUCCCGUGCCCCUGCUGUGAUUGGUGGUCUGCUGGAUGUCGACUGCGAUGAGAGCAUCAUCAAGAAUCUGCUCUCCAGUGUGGACGCCAAUUCCAUCCCCAUUGAUGAGCUUGUUUCUGAGGUUGAGAGCCGCAACCGCCUCAAGCUGCUUCUUCCAUUCUUGGAGGCUACCCUUUCAACCGGCAGCCAGCAGCAGGCCGUUUACAACGCCCUCGCAAAGAUCUACAUCGAUAGCAAUAACAACCCCGAGAAGUUCCUCAAGGAGAACGACAUGUACGAUACCUUGAUUGUCGGAAAGUACUGUGAGAAGCGUGAUCCCAACCUUGCGUACAUUGCCUACCGCAAGGGCCAGAAUGACUUGGAGCUUAUCAACAUCACCAACGAGAACUCCAUGUACCGUGCCCAGGCCCGCUACCUGGUUGAGCGUUCCGAUCCCGAGGUUUGGACCUUUGUUCUCAGCGAGAAUAACAUCCACCGUCGCUCGCUCGUCGACCAGGUCGUUGCCACUGCUGUGCCCGAGUCUACCGAGCCGGACAAGGUUUCUGUGGCUGUCAAGUGCUUCCUCGAGGCUGAUCUCCCCGGUGAGCUGAUCGAGCUGCUAGAGAAGAUCAUCUUGGAGCCUUCACCCUUCAACGACAACACCAGCUUGCAAAAUUUGCUGAUGUUGACUGCCGCCAAGGCCGACAAGAGCCGUUUGAUGAACUACAUUCAACAGCUGAACGAGUUCUCUGCCGAUGAGAUUGCUGAGAUGUGUAUUGGUGUUGGUCUCUAUGAGGAGGCCUUUGAGAUCUACAAGAAGGUCAACAACUACCUCGCUGCCGUCAAUGUGCUUGUUGAGAACAUUGUCAGCAUCGACCGGGCUCAGGAAUUCGCAGAGCGUAUUGAGCUCCCCGACGUAUGGAGCAAGGUUGCCAAGGCCCAGCUCGAUGGUCUGCGUGUCUCCGACUCUAUUCAGUCCUACAUCCAUGCUGAUGACCCAUCGAACUACAACGAGGUGAUUGAAACUGCAACCCACGCUGGCAAAGACGAAGACCUCGUCAAGUUCCUCCGCAUGGCUCGCAAGACCCUUCGCGAACCCGCCAUCGACACCGCUCUUGCCUUCUGUUUCGCCCGUCUUGAUCAGCUUGCAGAGCUUGAAGACUUCCUCCGGUCGACCAAUGUCGCCGACAUUGAAACCUCCGGUGAUAAGGCUUACGAGGAGGGCUACCACCAGGCCGCCAAGAUUUUCUUCACUAGCAUUUCUAACUGGGCCAAGCUUGCGACCACCUUGGUGCAUCUCGCUGAGUACCAGGCCGCUGUCGAGUGUGCUCGCAAGGCCAACAGCGUCAAGGUCUGGAAGCAGGUCAACGAGGCUUGCGUUGACAAGAAGGAGUUCCGUCUUGCCCAGAUUUGUGGUCUCAACCUGAUUGUCCACGCCGAGGAGCUACAGAACCUGGUUCGCCAGUACGAGCGUAACGGUUACUUCGAUGAGCUCAUCUCCGUUCUCGAGGCCGGUCUUGGCUUGGAGCGUGCCCACAUGGGUAUGUUCACUGAGCUGGGUAUCGCUCUGUCCAAGUAUCACCCGGACCGUGUGAUGGAGCACUUGAAGCUCUUCUGGUCUCGCAUCAACAUCCCUAAGAUGAUCCGCGCCUGCGAGGAGGCCAACCUGUGGCCCGAGCUUGUCUUCCUUUACUGCCACUACGAUGAGUGGGACAACGCCGCUUUGGCCAUGAUGGAGCGUGCUGCCGAUUCCUGGGAGCACCACUCUUUCAAGGACAUUGUCGUCAAGGUUGCUAACUUGGAGAUCUACUACCGUGCCCUGAACUUCUACCUGCAGGAGCAGCCUCUUCUUAUCACCGACCUGCUCCAGGUUCUGACCCCUCGUAUUGAUGUCAACCGAGUCGUGCGCAUCUUCCAGAGCUCCGAUAACAUCCCUCUGAUUAAGCCUUUCCUCUUGAACGUGCAGACCCAGAACAAGCGGGCCGUCAACGAUGCCAUUAACGAGCUUCUGAUUGAGGAGGAGGACUACAAGACCCUCCGUGACUCUGUGGACAACUAUGACAACUUCGAUGCUGUUGAACUUGCCCAACGCCUUGAGAAGCACGAUCUCAUCUUCUUCCGCCAGAUUGCUGCCAACAUUUACCGUAACAAUAAGCGCUGGGAGAAGUCGAUUGCUCUGUCCAAGCAAGACAAGCUCUACAAGGAUGCUAUCGAGACUGCUGCGAUCUCUGCCAAGUCGGAGGUUGUUGAGGAACUGCUUCGCUACUUCGUGGAUAUUGGUAGCCGUGAGUGCUAUGUUGGCAUGCUGUAUGCCUGCUACGACCUCAUCCGCCCUGACGUGAUCAUGGAGAUUUCAUGGCGCAAGGGUCUGCACGAUUUCACCAUGCCCUUCAUGAUUAACUUCCUGUGCGAGCAAACUCGCACCAUUGAAAUGCUCAAGAAGGACAAUGAGGAGCGCAAGUCUCGAGAGAAGACCAACAAGACCGAGGAGGAUAACACCCCCAUCCUCGGUGGUUCUCGGCUCAUGCUGACCCAAGGCGCGGGGCCACAGGCCAAUGGCUUUUCUCCCCAAGUCACUGGUUAUCGCGCGUUCUAG